UCUCUUUUUCUUUCCUGUCUUCUCUUCUUCCAUUCCUCAAUUAAAAGUAUUCUUCAAGUAUCUUUCCGCAUUCUUCGGGAUUUUUAUCAUUAUCAUUAUCAGAUCAUAUCAUUAUCAGAUCUUACCACAAGCAAGCUGUGAGCUGUAAGCGGUGGGAUUGUUUGUUUACACCUAGCUACCUCGCUAUCUAUCUAUCUAUCUAUCUACUCUACACCGAUAUUGUAUUAUUCGAAUACUGUAGUUGCAAUUACAAUUACAAUUACAAUUACACUCUCAUCCUUCAUUCUUGGACAAUCCAUCCAAAGAAUCCAAAUUAAUUGAGAUUAAGAAAUUAACGUACGUUGAAAUAGCUAUUCACUUAUUUCCCAAUUCCUCAAAACCAUAUAAUCUUACAUACUAACCAUAACUCUAGAUUCACAUCUACUCAUCUCAACUCACCUCAUCACAUCCAAUCCUCACACCAAAUCGUCCAAUUCACCUCGCUCUUCACCCCCAAAACCCACAUCCAAAAUGCAAGAAAACGACGUAAUCGCCAUAAUAAUCAUAAUCCUCUUUCUACUCCUCGCACUCAUCGCCUACGGUAUCUACAGAUUAGUCCAGAAAGCUCGAGGAGAAAGUUCUACCGUGUCGGGAAGUACGGAGACUUCGGGGAGUUUGGCGGAUGAUUAGGUGAUGGAUGAUUUUUGAAGUUGAGGUUGGGGUUGAGGGAUGAAAGAGUAGGAAUGAAUGGGAAUUUUUGGAUUUGGAUGGGGAGUUGGGAGUUGGAUGCAUACUUAUGAGAGGAUGCUUGUGAGGAUUGGAUAUAUGCUAUGACUGGAUGAAUGAUUAUAUGAAUGAAUGGGUGGAUGGAACGGUGGAUAAAGGAAGGAGUAUUCUGCAUGCUCAUGCUCAUGCAUACACGAAUACGAAAAUUGUGAUUGAUCAAUCAAUCGAUCAAUCAAUCAUGAACUUUUGGGACAGGAUGUUAUGAAAAAAUCCACAAAGCGAAACAGAAGAUGGGAUAUAAAUGGAUAAAUGCACAAACGACGGAAACUGGCAUAGAUUCCCAGUGCUAAAAAAAACAACCGAAAAACGA
Messenger RNA from Sclerotinia trifoliorum, 1075 nucleotides. NCBI's taxonomy places the organism in Eukaryota, Fungi, Ascomycota, Leotiomycetes, Helotiales, Sclerotiniaceae. The record is from the annotation of a GenBank genome assembly.